AUGUACAAAAUCGAAAAUUUUGCUGAUUUGCUCAGAGGUCGCCUAGACGAAGACCUUGAAUUCGUUAGCUACAGUGCCAAGAGUUUAACAGGGCCAGGAGAAAAUUAUGGAAGUGUAAUGUUAAGUGUUGAAAUCAAGUGCAAGAAUAAGAAAUUUGAUAAAGAGGAGAUCAUAUAUGCAGUUGCAAAAACUCCACCACAAAACGAAUUCAUGCAGCAAAUGUUUCAAACGAAAGUAACAUUUAAGGCUGAAAUCGAGUUUUAUAAAACGAUAUUCCCUUUGAUGCAAGAAUUGCAAAAGAAACAUGGAAUGAAACCGCUGCAAUAUCAUGCUAAAUUGUUAGGCGAAAGAUUAAACCUACAAAACACUGAUGUAGUAGAUUCAAAUGCUGUUUUAUUGCUGGAAAAUAUUGCAGUUAAAGGAUUUAAAUGCGCCGAUAGAAUGAAAGGUUUUGAUUUUGAAACCAUAAAGCUAAUUUUGAAAGAUUUAGCAAACUUCCAUGCCACCGGUAUCGCAUUAAAGUUGCAGUGUCCCGAUGACUUCAAUAUAAGAGUAAAACCAUUCUUAAACCUAAAGAUUUUUGGGAAAACCGCUGGAGGAGAGAAUGCUAAGUUUUGGGAGGACAAAAUUAGAGUAUCCAAGGAAGCUAUAAGCGAGAACCAUGAAUUAAAAAAAUAUUUACCUGCUUUUCUCGACAUAAUCGAAAAAAAAUUAGAUCAGUCAGCCAAUGAACCAUUCGCCACCAUAGUCCAUCAUGAUCUCUGGGUGAAUAACUUAAUGUUAAAAGAAGAAAACGGAAAAUUCAUCGAAAAUAAAUUUGUUGACUUCCAAGUCACUCGUUUCCUAUCUCCAGCCGACGAUGUGCUCUUCAUUCUUCUAACCAGUAUAGAAAAUGAUAUUCUCAUAGAAAAAUUCGAUUAUCUAGUUCAAUUUUACUACGAGCACUUUUUAGCUGCCCUUAAAAAGCUCGACGUGAACACGAAACCUUUCUCAGAAGAAGCCUUUGAACAAGAAAUUAAGAAUGCAUAUCCACGCCAACUAUAUCAUACAGUAUGCAUGCUAUAUCUUAUUUUUAUGGACAAAUCCAAAGCGGCGGAGUUCGAUCCUGAAACUGCUCCACCAAUGGAAGCGUCCAAUGCACAAAAAUUACGUACUAAACUUAAAUUAGUGUCCAAUAUGUACAAAAUCGAAAAUUUUGCUGAUCUGCUCAGAGGUCGCCUAGACGAAGACCUUGAAUUCGUUAGCUACAGUGCCAAGAGUUUAACAGCGCCAGGAGAAAAUUAUGGAAGUGUGAUGUUAAGUGUUGAAAUCAAGUGCAAGAAUAAGAAAUUUGAUAAAGAGGAGAUUAUUUAUGCAGUUGCAAAAACUCCACCACAAAACGAAUUCAUGCAGCAAAUUUUUCAAACGAAAGUAACAUUUAAGGCUGAAAUCGAGUUUUAUAAAACUAUAUUCCCUUUGAUGCAAGAAUUGCAAAAGAAACAUGGAAUGAAACCGCUGCAAUAUCAUGCUAAAUUAUUAGGUGACAGAUUAAACCUACAAAAUACUGAUGUAGUAGAUUCAAAUGCUGUUUUAUUGCUGGAAAAUAUUGCAGUUAAAGGAUUUAAAUGCGCCGAUAGAAUGAAAGGUUUUAAUUUUGAAACCAUAAAGCUAAUUUUGCAAGAUUUAGCAAACUUCCAUGCCACCGGUAUCGCAUUAAAGUUGCAGUGUCCCGAUGACUUUAAUAUAAAAGUAAAACCAUUCUUAAACCUGAUGAUUUUUGGGGAAACCGCUGGAGGAGAGGAUGAUAAGUUUUUGGAGGACACUAUUAGAGUAUCCAAGGAAGCUAUCAGCGAGAAUCAUGAAUUAAAAAAAUAUUUACCAGCUUUUCUCGACAUAAUUGAAAAAAAACUAGAUCAGUCAGCCAAAGAACCAUUCGCCACCAUAGUGCAUCAGGAUCUCUGGGUAAACAACUUAAUGUUAAAAGAAGAAAACGUAAAAUUUAUCGAAAAUAAAUUUGUUGACUUUCAAGUCACUCGUUUCCUAUCUCCAGCCGACGAUGUGCUCUUCCUUCUAUUGACCAGUAUAGAAAACGAUAUUCUCAUGGAAAAAUUCGAUUAUCUAGUGGAAUUUUACCAAGAGCACUUUUUAGUUACCCUGAAAAAGCUCGACGUGAACACGGAACCUUUCUCAGAAGAAGCCUUUGAACAAGAGAUUAAGAAUGCAUAUCCACGCCAACUACAGCAUACACUAACCAUGCUAUUUCCUAUUUUUAUGGACAAAUCCAAAGCGAUGGAUAUGACUGAGUUUAAUCCUGAAACUGCUCCUCCAGUGGAAGCGUCCAAAGAACAAAAAGAAAAAAUAUACAGUAUAGUUAAACUACUUGCUAAGAAAGGCUGGUUGUAA
This is a messenger RNA of Brassicogethes aeneus, 2382 nucleotides long. NCBI's taxonomy places the organism in Eukaryota, Metazoa, Arthropoda, Insecta, Coleoptera, Nitidulidae. The record is from the annotation of a GenBank genome assembly.